CCCCGGCAAAACCCAAAUCAAAAUCACCCCCGAAACCCACCUCAAACCCAACCCACCCCUCAAACACCACUUCUUCAUACCACCUGGAAGAGGGUCUCUCCACCAACACCGUUCUCAUUCGGCUGCCGGUCACCGACAUGCCGUCGCUCACCCGCAACCUGCGCACCGGCUUCCUGCCGGGCACCACCCUGCUGCUGGACUUCCCCUUCCCCGCAUUCCCCGACAACCUGGGCCACUGGGCGGAGAUCCUGUUCCCCGUGUUCAGUGUGCUGUCGGAGGGGGGCUGGCGGAGCGACACGGCGGGCAGCAGGCAGGCCGCCAUCGACCGCAUCCUGCUGCCCAACCUGAGGAAGGAGAUGGGCGACUGGUUCAGGGAGGUGCUGGCGCUGGCGCUGGCCCCCGGGCUGCGGCGGGGGGGCGCGUCGGUGCCGCCCAUCAUCGACCACACAGACCUGGAGGCCUACCCCAAGCUCUCCUGGCUGGCCAUUGAGAACCUGCUGGUGGUGCAGGACAGGUACACCCACCCCGAGCGCCGUACGGGCUUCAUCGCAGCCGACCACGGGGACCUGUGGCGCUACGACGGCUGCGCGCGCUACGUAAACCGGGAGCGGCAUGUGGGCUUCAGCGAGAGGCGAUUUGCGCUGGAGUUCAGGAACGCCGCCUGGCAACGUGCCGGCCUGCCGCCUCCGCCUGCCUGGCAGCCCGGCUCCCCGCCGCCCGCCCCCCUGCCCGGCAGCCCCGCCCUGCUCACCCUGCUGCUGGCGCAUGAUGAUUACCCACUGCUGGUCAACUGGCGCGAGGUGCAGUCGCUGCUCCGCCGCCACGCCGCCCCGCUGGGCCUCACCGCCCGCACCAUCAGCCUAUCCACCGACGCGCCCUUCGCCGCGCACCUAAACACGCUUGCGGCCAGCCGAGUGGUGGUGGCGCGGCAUGGACCGCUGCUGGCCACCGCAUCACUGCUGGCGCCGGGCUCAGCGGUUGUGGAACUGCUGCCUUACAAGUGGGAGUGGCUGGGUAUCUCGCAGCUCUACAUGAACGCCACGCAGAGUGUGGGCGACAUCCACCACUUCGCGUGGCGACCCUCCGACUUCCGAUUCGCACACUACGAGCACGAAAACCACACUCGCUACCGCACCUGGACCCCCGAGGAGUGCAGCGCCCGGGAGUGCCUCAUGGUGCAUGCGCGGGCGGGGCUGGAGGUGGACAUUCAGGAGCUGGACUCGCUGCUGUCCGCCAAGCUGCCCGGGGUGGUGGCGGGGCUGCCCGUGGAGAAGCUCAGGGCGCCCUGGCCCAAGGCGGUGUGAGGGCAGGUGGGGGGAAGAGGAAACUAACGAGCUGGAGCUGACCUGCUGAGGCAGAUGGGGAGGGGGGAGGGCCGCAAUGACAUGGAGGAGAGGGUGACUGCGUGUUUGGCACGGUGCAUGGCAAGGGGGCAUCCUCGGGUUGCUGCUCGUAUCGGACUCGUAUCUCCCCGCGUGCGAAGCGUGCUGAGAGGGAGGCGGCUGGCGAGACUUGCUGAGGUGUGCUGAAGCUGAGUAUGGCGUACGACAUGGGCUUUGGCACGUGCUAUUUGCUUAGCUUGAGAUGAGGUCAAAGGCGUGCUACGGUUUAAGGUUCCGGUGUGUGAAUACGGUCAAGCGCGGGCGUAGGGGAGGCGAGAGGGUCCCAGUGUGGUCGAGGAGGGUUGCCGCAUGAGGAGCGUGAGGAGUAUUUGGUUACGCAUGGACAUGACAACCGUCGGAUGUGUGGAUCACAGCUGGUUUGCGGGCUGGAAUGGAGAGAAGGACGGGCGUGUGAUUCAUGGUGGUAUUGCGGCAAGCGGAGUUGUGUGAGGGACGGUGCGUGAAGUUCAGGAAACGCAGCGUCAGGUUGCACAGCCAAGCGAUUAAAAGAGCGAGCAAGCAUUGCCUUUCACCAAUGCUGAUCUAACGUCAGAUCCCGAUAGCUAGCCCGGCGCGCAAACGCCACGUUGGAUGUUGACUUGGAGCACCAUGUGCCAUUGACAACAAUGAAAGGUUUAACGCUCCAGCGGUCAUUCUCUGUUGUCCGCUGCUGCGCUUGCGCAAAGCUACUUGCCAUGCGAUUGCAUACUGGCGUUGCAACAUACGGGUUGCCGAUGUCCGGCUGUAACGUCUCUCGUGCUUGCAACGAUGCCUG
Molecule: messenger RNA, 2157 nt
Organism: Astrephomene gubernaculifera
Lineage: Eukaryota; Viridiplantae; Chlorophyta; Chlorophyceae; Chlamydomonadales; Astrephomenaceae
Source: the annotation of a GenBank genome assembly